Molecule: messenger RNA, 2803 nt
Organism: Sabethes cyaneus
Lineage: Eukaryota; Metazoa; Arthropoda; Insecta; Diptera; Culicidae
Gene: Pi3K59F
Product: phosphatidylinositol 3-kinase catalytic subunit type 3
Exons: 14
Coding region: 82-2769 (895 amino acids)
Biological process (GO): endocytosis; autophagy of peroxisome; phosphatidylinositol-mediated signaling
Cellular component (GO): phagophore assembly site; endosome; phosphatidylinositol 3-kinase complex, class III, type I
Molecular function (GO): 1-phosphatidylinositol-3-kinase activity
Source: RefSeq, a predicted model, not a curated record
UCUACUACCUACUGCUAUUAAUAUACGAUUAAUGAUAAAUAUCAAAUGAUUUCUUAGAGCUCAAAUUAUUUCUUGUUUUCAAUGGAUUCGGAUUUUCGUUUCGUUCAUAGCUGUGAAGCGCUGCAUAAAAUACAGAUUAAAAUAGGCACAUUAGAAGGUGAAUGCCCAGCCUAUUCUUACGAACAACUUCUAGAGCAACCACUGUUGAAGUUUUCCGGUCUUAAUGCGGAGAAAUAUCCUCCUUUGAAAGUCGGCGUUCAAGUAUAUGAUGAUGGUAAGCCUUUAGGCCUACACGUCACAACUUCCUAUAAAAGUUUUUCUAAUAGAUGGAGCUGGAAUGAAUGGCUUACAUUACCGUUAUUAUUCAGCGAUUUAUCCCGUAAUUCCGUGCUGGCUAUAACUAUUUAUGAUUGUGCUGGUUACCAAGGAGAGGAAAUUAUUAUUGGAGGAACCUCGAUUUCGUUAUUUGGGAAAGCUGGAAUUUUUCGACAGGGUCUAUAUGAUUUAAAAAUUUGGCCAGGAUUGCGAGGUGAUGGUCGUAUUUUAUCAAAAACACCAGGUAAAUGCAACGAUUUACACAAUAAUCAAAUGCAACGACUAUCAAAACUAGCAAAACAACACCGAAAUGGACAAAUUGAGAAAAUAGACUGGUUAGAUAGAUUAACUUUCAGAGAAGUUGAACUGAUUAAUGAAAGAGAAAAACGUAAUUCGAAUUUCUUGUAUUUGAUGGUUGAAUUUCCAGAACUGACAAUUGAGGGCAAAAUCUGUUCCGUUGUUUACUAUGAACCAGAUGGUGAUAUAAAAUAUCUGUAUAUUUCUAAACCAAAGCUAGUUACAGUACCGGACACCGAAACACUUCAGGAAAAUUUGGUGGAACGUAAACACCAUCGCUUAUCUCGAUCGGCAAGAUCUGGUCUAUCGGAUCGUGAUGCGAAACCAACUGCAAGUGUUCGUGACAUGCUGAAUUAUAUAGUUUACCGCUAUUCCUCUACAUCAUCGUUAAGUAGCGAAGAACAGGAUCUUAUUUGGAAGUACCGUUUCUAUUUAAGUACUCAAAAAAAGGCGCUAACCAAAUUUUUGAAAUGCGUUAAUUGGGAAAUUGGGACAGAAGUGCGACAAGCUUUGACUCUCCUAGCCAAAUGGGCGCCGAUGGAUGUGGAAGACGCUCUAGAGUUACUAAAUGCUUCGUUUAAUCAUCAGACUGUUAGACGUUAUGCAAUUUCUCGCCUCGACCAAGCUCCAGAUGAAGAUUUACUGCUCUAUUUACUUCAGCUUGUUCAGGCAUUAAAAUAUGAACAUUUUGGUGAAAUAUUCAAAUCGUACAGCAAGCUGGUGUCAGAUAAAAAUAUUAAGUCAAUGGUGGAUAAUCCAAUUCAAAGCAACAUAGAAAAUUUCAACGAUCCAGAAGAUAGCCUGUCGCUGUACCAGAUAGAUAAACAUGAUGAACUGCCAACCAGUGAAACGAGCAACAUAGUUACUUCCAAUGAAGUUUUCAACGAGGAUACUACAAGCCCCCACAAUUUAGCAACGUUUUUGAUCCAAAGAGCAUGUAAAAAUUCCACGUUGGCUAAUUACCUUUAUUGGUAUUUAUCAAUAGAAUGCGAAGAAGAAUCAAUCCGAAAACAGGAUGAACGAGUUCGUGAAAUGUAUGUGACAGUUUUGAAAAUAUUUCUUCGUAAGCUUUCGACUGGAAAUGCAGAACUGAAAGUUAUUUAUCAUAACUUAAAUGAACAGCAAAAAUUUAUUGAUAACUUAGUAAAACUCAUAAAAAAUGUUGCUAAAGAAGCUGGCAACCGAAAAAAGAAAACAGAAAAAUUCCAGCAACUGUUAUCCGAUACAGAUACUUUGAAAAUGAACUUCACCAAGUUUGAUCCGCUGCCAUUUCCAUUAGAUCCGGAUGUACGCAUUCAUGGCAUAAUCGCGGAAAAAGUAACAUUAUUCAAAAGCGCAUUAAUGCCGUCAAAGCUGACUUUUUUGACAACAGACUCAACAGAAUAUGUUGCAAUAUUUAAACAUGGUGAUGAUCUAAGACAAGAUCAACUUAUAUUGCAAAUGAUUACGUUGAUGGAUAAACUGUUACGAAAAGAAAAUUUAGAUUUGAAACUGACCCCUUAUCGUGUUUUGGCCACAAGUUCGAAGCAUGGAUUUAUGCAAUAUAUAGAUUCAAUAACGGUGGCUGAAGUUCUGAACGCGGAGGGAAAUAUUCUCAACUUUUUCCGUAAACACCAUCCCUGUGAGGCAGGUCCUUACGGUAUUAAUGCGGAUGUUAUGGAUACAUAUAUCAAGAGCUGCGCUGGAUAUUGUGUGAUAACGUAUUUACUAGGUGUAGGAGAUCGCCAUUUAGAUAACCUUCUAUUAACCGAUUCCGGUAAACUAUUUCAUAUAGAUUUUGGUUACAUUCUUGGCAGAGAUCCUAAGCCAAUGCCUCCACCAAUGAAACUCAGUAAAGAGAUGGUGGAAGCCAUGGGAGGCUUAUACUCUGAGCAUUAUCAGGAAUUCAGAAAACUUUGUUAUACUGCUUUUCUACAUUUGCGACGCCACGCGAACGUUAUGCUCAACUUAUUCGGACUAAUGGUAGACGCCUCGAUCCCAGAUAUAGCUUUAGAACCAGAUAAAGCUGUUAAGAAAGUAGAAGAUAAUUUACGAUUAGAUCUCUCGGAUGAGGAAGCUGUACAACAUUUGCAAAACCUGUUAGAUGUAUCUAUAACAGCUGUUAUGCCAGCCUUAGUUGAACAAAUACACAAAUUAGCUCAAUACUGGAGAAAGUAAUAACACGAUAGCUGUGCAAUAAAAGUAUAUUGCU